Messenger RNA from Naegleria fowleri, 795 nucleotides. RefSeq lists its product as uncharacterized. Bases 1 to 795 code for a protein of 264 amino acids. The record is from RefSeq and is a predicted model, not a curated record. The transcript has a single exon. Lineage: Eukaryota; Heterolobosea; Eutetramitea; Acrasida; Naegleriidae.
AUGGUGAAUUAUGCUCUCAAAGUGAGUGGUCAGCCAAAAUUGGCCUAUGUUGGACAUUCACAAGGAUGCAAAAUGGCUUUGGAAUGUUUCACAAGUAUGGCCCCAAAUAGUAGAAAUUUGAAAUAUGCCGCAUGUCCUCGCGAUUUCACGGAUAAAAUUUCCAUUUUUAUCGCGUUGGCUCCUGUGUCGUAUUUGAAUCAUCCAGGAAGUGAAAUGGUGAAAAUUUUGGCUCGUCUCCAUGUUGAUGAAGUAUUGGAAGGUUUAGGCGUGAAUGAAUUUUUACCAUCGACUAAGCAAAUUCAGAAAUGGGAACCUCGCAUCUGUUCCAAUAGCAUUCUCGAAAAGGAAAUUUGCAUGAAUACCUAUUGUUUACUGAAUGGAUGCCAUGGAUUGAAAGCAAAAGCCAACGAAACAAGACUUCCUCUCUAUAUGGAUCGAUUACCAGCAGGAACUUCAACAUUAAAUGCAGGUCAUUGGGCUCAAUUGGUUCGAUCUGGAAAUUUCCAAAUGUUUGAUUAUGGAAUGAUUGAAAAUUAUGCACGCUAUCACCAAUUGUCUCCACCUCAAAUUGAAUUGAGAAAUUUGCAUGUGGAUAUUGCAGUGUAUCAUGGUGGUUUGGACGUUUUGGCUGAUGUGAGAGAUGUACAACGAUUUUUAAGUGAAAUUCCUUCUUCACGUGUAAAGAAUGUCAUGUAUUUGGAAGAUUAUGGACAUAUUGAUUUUGUGUGGGGAAUUGAGAAUUAUAGAUCCAUUUAUGUGGAUGUGUUGAAGAGAAUUGCAGAUUCAUUUAAAUAA